Wallemia ichthyophaga EXF-994 is the source of this 1947-nucleotide messenger RNA. RefSeq lists its product as uncharacterized. Bases 1 to 1947 code for a protein of 648 amino acids. The transcript has 2 exons. The record is from RefSeq and is a predicted model, not a curated record. Lineage: Eukaryota; Fungi; Basidiomycota; Wallemiomycetes; Wallemiales; Wallemiaceae.
AUGAAAAAUAAUUUAAAUAUUUCACCUGAAAGUCACCCUGCAAAUAAGAUCGAUAGCCUCGUUGAGCGUAAUAAUCAAGUACUGGAGAGAGCGCGGGCGCUUGCGAACAGUACUCCAUCUAGGACACCAUCACGAGCAUCGAAUAAUCACGCUUCUUCCCCUUUCUCUCCUUCACCGCUAUCAGCCUCUGUUGCUUCAUCGAGAACAUCAUCUGCCCCGAGAUCUAAUUUUGACAUGCGCUCGAAAGCAUCUUCACAGACUACGCCUUCCAAUCGUCUAAGUAUUUCCAGUUACGCUAAGUCGCGUCGCGCUCAAAGUCCGCCAAAGGAAAAUGAAGGUUCUAAAAGCAGCUCAUUCAAAAGGCGCAGCAGAAUUCCGCGCGAUUUCUUUGACCAAGAGUCCCCGUCGUCCAGGAUUACAAGAACAAGAUCGAAUUCGAUCGCGUCACGUACUUCAUUCGAUAGUCCAGAAAGGGUAAGACCCUCGAGUCGGGUAACUACUAGAACCAGUAUGGGUACAUCAGCUCCUGAUACGUUCCAGCCUUUUCCUGCUUCAACCACGUCACAUACUUCACAUACACCUCUGCCACCAUCCACGUCCUCAAACUACAGACGUCAGGUGGUCUCGUCGCUCAACGACUUGGAAAGUGGUCGCUCUCCUUCAAUUAACAGUCGCCCUGUCCGACACAGUACAUCCACUUCGCUUGAGGGUGCGAAAGAUGGUAUAUCGCGCAAUUCACGUUUCAACAACAGACCUUCCCUCGGCGGAUCAGAGUUCAGACCAGCCACGUCGAUGGCCUUCUCUUCUUCAGCUGACAGUCAGUGGUCACCUCAAAAUCACCGUCCACCUCCAUUGACAAGGGGCUUAAGUCGCUCUUCGAAUCAUUUGCGGUCUCAGUCUGCGCUAGAUUUCUCACCAGAUCGACCAGUUCCGCUUUCAAGAUCGAAGAACAGAUCGCCGUUGUUAGAAAAUCAUGAAAUUUUGCGCUCUCCUACGAAACUCACUCCGGCGUCAUCUAAAAGACUUGAGACACUAGCCAACUCAUUAAAGUCUCUUCAAAUGGGAUUGUCGAGACUGGAUCUAGCAUCAUCAGAUGAGGCAGACAACAGUGCUAGUCUCUCUGUGAAGAACAUGUCAAAAGCGUCCGAGAACAUUCACAAGUUGCACGCGCAAGCGCUAGAGUUUUUACUAAGAGCGGAAACUGAGAAUACGCUUUUCUCAAAUCCGGAAAAUGUGGAAGAUUGUCGCCUUCUGCACGACCACGCAAAGAAUGCACAGAGAGCAGCAGACGAAUUAGUGCGCGACCUGACAGACACUCUUGUAGGAAUGUCACGUCUGGUAAGAGAUUUAAGUGGUUCACAGAGCCCAUCCAAGACACCAAACCACAGUCGGGCAUCUAGCGUUAAUGCUUUCGUUCCUCAAGAACAGCCUUACAGGAGUCGUCUGGAUGAUAUACGCUCGCAUAGACCUAAUAGCACCACUAUGGAAAGCAGACGGUCUAGCUUUCACUCCAACGCUACUUCGCCUUCACCAGAUAGCGAAAACGCAUCGCGUCUGGGUUACCGUCCUCGCAGUAUUUACCUCUCUAACCACCACAGGUCCGUGUCAGGCAGCUCGACCAACACUAUUAAAAAUUCAUACGAUGCUGAGGUAGAUACUAUCCGACCAUCGCCUCGGAUGUCGUCGCCGGAGAAGUUGCCAUCUGAGUCAGGCUCAGGCUCAUCGUUGGAGAGACGGCCAUACAGUCGGAUGAGCACGAUGGAAGGACAACCAUCAAUUGUGAGGUCACUGGGCAAAUCAGCAACUACAGCUGUAACGAGGGAGAAUGCGCACAGGAGAUUAGUACAGGAGGAUGAAUUGAAGGAGAAGGAGGAGAGGAGAAGAAGUCACAGACGGUCAAAACCAUCACUGUCGAGAAUCUGGCCGUGGAACAACAAUUCAUACUAA